UGACUCCCUGCCCCCAAGGCCCGUCUUCUGCUGUCCUCGUCUGCCCCCAGCCUCCAGCUUCAGCCCUCUGGAGCGUCUGCGUCCUCCGCACCUGGAGGAUUUGGGAGGUUUCUCUGAACACCGUGGGCGCUUUGGCCCCUCUGCUCUCAGGCUGUGUUGAGAGCAGGAUUAUUUCCCCUCUUUGGCCAUGUGUGGAGCCCUCCCCCGCUGCCUGCGGGUCAGCCACUCUACUCCCUAAGGGGUUGCUCACGAGAUCGACAUUGCUUGGAGGGUUUCUGCUAUUACUGUAACGGCAGCCAAUGCCUCUGUCUUCAGCGCCCCACAGACUUUUAAAAACAGCUACUUUUUACGUGGGUAUGUCUUUUAAGAGCUGGUUUGGGGAUGCUCUAACGAGUUUUCCAGAGGUCCCCACUGUCAUCUGCAAAAGUAGGCUUUUAGCAUUGGGUAUAAUAUUUCAGCCGAAGACACGUGAUAGAUUGUUUGUGAAAUACAUCCUUUAGGUAAUCCUCUCAUUGCGGUAGGUGCUUGCAGGAAGGCCACCCAGAGCAGUGCGGAAACGCUCAGCAAAGAUUUGAGACUCAGCAGAGAACUUACUUAUGGGACAGUAACUGCAAAAUAAAUUUUCCACAGUAACAACUAGGGGAAGAAGAGAAUGCCGAGGGUUAAAAAGUUCAUGAUUUUUUUUCGUGAAUCAUUGAACAUUAGGCUCAGCUUCUCUCAGGGAAGAAGGGUUUUUGUUUGUUUUGUCUUUUUGAGUUUUUUCUUGUCUAUUCUUUAAAGCACUGUUGCAGUCAGGAAGACAGCCUAGGAAAGUCUGUUGCAGAUACGUUUUGCGGUUUAAUUUCUUGAAGUUAGAGCAUGAAUAAAACCACACUAGGACCCCCCACCAUGGAAUAUCAAAAACAUUUCUUUAGAGAUGGUCACUUAACAGCAACACUUGCAAAUGACUGUUAAAGAGAACUUCGAAUCAAAUUAUGGCUAAAGUUAAGUUUUGUUCUUCAAAACAAACAACAACAAAAAAGAGGAAGUGAAUUGAAAUAUAGUGUGUGAAAUUAGCAGUUAUUUAUAUAGACAGAGCUAACUAAACUCAGCUGCCCCGCCCCCUGUCCCCAGAACUACCAGCCUUCCUAGUAUUACUCUAAGAUAUGGCCCCUCCUCACCCCGCGAAAACUCGUUAGUCCACCAUCCCAGAUCUUUCUGGCCUCUUCAGAGAGCUUGUUGCUAAUGUGUCAUUUACACAUUUCAGUGUGGCAACAAAGUCCAUAGCAUUUUGUGUCAAACAACAAAGGAGGUGCAAUUCUCAGUAAAUUGUAAAGCACCCUACGGAUGUUUGCUACUGUUGCUUGUGAUUUCUAGUAGCUGCACAGUAUGACACUCUUGAUACUUAGCCAUUCCCACAUUUUUGGCCAUUUAAGCUGUUACUACAGGUUUUUAAGUACUGAGGAAUCUCUAACUUAUAUCUAAUUAUCACAUUCUUUCUGUCAUUUAUUUGUCCAAUGAACAUUCUUUUCUCCAUGCAAACAGUGCGUAGAUGCUGGGAAUGUGGAAUCCUUGGCUGCAGGUGCGCGCGCGCGCGCACACACACACUCACACUCAUUUACAGUCCUCUUAUUCCUUUAGUUCCCAGGGGUGACAGGCUUAUAAACAAAGCACAGCAGAGAAGUGCAAUAAAACCAUGAACCUGGAUGUAUAUCUGACGUUGCUGACUCAGGGAGGGGAGUAGAGAAGAGAUCCCUUCUACUGAGCUGUCAUGGGAAUCCUCACCUCCCCCACCCACCAUCCCCACCCCAGGCCAGAUCUCUUUCUUGUCCAUCCUGGGCAUUUCCGAUUGCUUUCUUGUCCCCCUACUUCCUCUUCUUCCUCUCCUUCCUCUCCUUCUCCUCCCUUCACUGCUGGAAGUAUUCCAGCUGCCUCCUUUCUCCUUUAAGCCAGUUUAGUUCCAGCCCUUUUCUCUCUUGACCCCACUUUCCUCUGGAGUACAUCGUACAGAGGUUUCAUUGGCCGUUAGUUACAAGGAAGAAGGAGGUAGUAAACCUUGAAACUGUUCCCCCUAAUCCCUGCCACCCCACAGCUGCCUUUUGGGCCAUAUCCCCCAAUGUGGUCACCUCUUCACCUUGCCCUCUACCCCUGAGGGUCAUUCUCCAGUCCUAUCCAUGGGCUGCAAAGCUAAGGCCCUGGAUACGUUUCCUUUCCAAGAUGCUGAAAACCCUUCUUUUGUAUGUCUAUUAAGUCGUACCGAAAACACAGCAUCUUAAGUAUACAGCUUGAUGAAUUAGUACAAAGUGAGCACAUCUGUGUAACCCCGACCCAGGUCAACUAGAAGCCCCCUCGUAGUCCUCUUACUGUCAGGUCCGUCUUCCCCAAAGGAACCAGAAGUUGGUUUCCCUUGUUUGUAAACUUUAUAAAAAUAGAAUCAUACAGCAUAUACCCUUUUGUGUCUGUCUUCUCUUGUGCCGUUAUGCUUGUGAGAUUACCAUCCCAUUAUGUUUGUGAGGUUAGCCCUCGUGCUUGUGUAUGAGCAGUUUUUCCUUCUCAUGGCCCACAGGGUUCCAUUAUAUAACUGUGUCACCUUUUAUUCUCCCAUUCUCCUUUUGAUGAGCACAGUAAUUGUUUCCAGGUUUUGCCUAUUACACAUAAUGAUGCAAUGAAUUCUUUGGCCUUUUGAUACCCAAAGACCUACCUGUUUCACCCUUUUUUUUUUUUUUUUUUUUUACCGGUGUAACUGAAAAAAGAAACUGAGAGGCCAGCUGAAGGAGUCAGCUGGAGAGCCGGGCCUGUGCAUUUUUUAUCUUUGUUGGCACUAAGUGUUUCUGAAGCAUAGGAGACGGUGCUCUCAUUCAGGGACCUGAACACAGAAGAAAAAAAAGUGGUGGGAUGGCUUCUAUCCUGGGCAAGCUGACUGCAGGUGGUGUUCUUUGGGAUGCUUAGAACAAAAGAAACCAGCCUGGCUUGGGAAGUGUCCUCUGGGGGACACUGACACUGGCACUCAUGGUGCCCACAUCUGUCCUACCCCACCACCUGUUUACACCCCUCUUCACCUUGCGGAGUCCCUGAUCCUCCCCAGGGCCUGAAGUCCUUCUGUCCCAGCUGGUCUGAAAGGGGCUGUGUUGUUUGUUGGCUUUCAGAGCUCGAUUCUGAAUGAAGGCAGUUUCCUUGGAAUGUGCUUUUACCUAGUUCCCUGAGGGGGUUUUGUCAUUCAGCACCACGACUUCUUGGAAUUCUUGGUCUGGCUUUUGUGACCUGGGGCCCUGAGAUUCUCUUUAGGAAGAUGCUUGGGCCUUUUGGACUCCAUGCAGCCAGUGUCCAACCUGUGGCACAGGGUCAGGCAAGUCCCCGUGUAAGAAGUUGAAGACAGCAGAUUCUGGGACCCUGCAUUGUUGACUUCCUCCUGGGCUCUCAAGCUUCAGAUUUCUCCUAAAGUGGAAAUACAGAGACUACUCAGCGAACUGAGUGAUCGCCACUCAGUGUCCCGGGGUUGCCGUCAUUUUGGUUACAGAGUGAAAGUUUCUCCACCCCCCCACCCCCAUCUCUCUGCAUCUCCUGCCUCUCUUCCCUUGACCACACUUACUUUUCUUCUGUUUCUGGACCUUGACCAACUCCUUCCUGUCUCAUACAGAGCUGUGUACCACCCCUUACUCCCACCCCCACCUUCAUCCUUCCUCUCUUGUCCAUUCCUGCUUAUCCUUUGUGGCUCAGUUUAAAUGUCACUUCCCCAGGAAGCCCUCCCCAAUUCCUCAGUCUCAGACAAGUGUUCUUGGAGCACUUCCUGUCUCAGAUACAAGAAGACGGUCUUCCCGGUUUCUCAAAGGCACAGACCCAGUUGCUUUGUUCACUCUCACCUAGCACAUAACCCGUUCAUGUUUGGCAAAUGAAUCAAUUGGUAGGUAAACCAAGAGGCCUGAGACAAGUUGUAAAAUUGUCUCUGUAACUUGCUGUGUGGUCUUGGAUAUUUAUUAACCUGACUUCUCCUAAAGUCCAUAUCCCCGUCUGUAAAAUAAUGCGUCGGGCUGGCAGAUCUUACAGGCUCCUUUCCGUUUCAUUUUUUGCUGAGUCUAGCGGUUAGGUCCUGUUUGAGGGAUGGUAGCACUCUUUGAAAGUGCAAGCUGGCCUUAGCUUCAUGUCUUAACCGGCCUUAGUUUCAUGCCUGUGUUCUUAGCGUAAGAGCUCUGUUCUUCCCAGUUCAUCACAGCCCGCUGUGGGCUGGAACUUUAGCUUAUAUUUGCUUUUACUGUGCUCUUCCUACAUCGUAUAUAUUUAUUUUCUGAUCUGUCUCCCCUUCCUUGGAGGCGAGGUUCAUGUGUCACAUGUUAACUUUUAUAUCCCCUCCGCCUAGCACAGCACCUAUGAGGUAAUUUCAGUUGAAAUUGAGAUCUGUAUUAAAGCAAGUGUUACUUCCGUUGAGGUUAUGCUCUGGGAAGUGUAGCUACUUCGUGAGUAUGCAGAGUAACUCUUGUUUGUGACUGACAUAAACUUUUCUACUUUCUUUUACCCAUUUAACUUCUUCUGGCCCAUUUCCUAGGUUGAUAGGGGCUAAAAUAAGUAAAACACUGCUUGGUUUAAUUCUGGUGGAAAGUUAAAGGAGGAUUUGGGGCUCAUAAUGGAUUUAAUUCUGCCUAAUAACUUCAUAUUAGUUACUGUAAGGUGGCUAUAGUUGAGAAUACCUUCACAGACGGUAGGAACCUUAGGAAGAGAGACUGGUAAGUAAGGUUUGUCGUUAUCUGCUUGGCAGAAUUUUAGGCUUUUUGUUGUGAAAUGGGUUCUGCAGUCCACCCAAGAUGGACAAGGUUCUUGGAUAAGUUACCCAAGGCCUCUGAGCCUUAUUUCCUCAUCUGUGAAAUGGGGGUAAUACUAGUUCAGUGUCAGGUGCUAAAAAUGUUGUUGCAGUGAGCCCAUUGAUGCAUAUGAGGCCCUUGGCUUGAGUUCAGCCACACAGUAAAUAUUUAAUAAAUAUUAACUAUUAUAUUGUGGUUUUAUUUUUACUUCAACAAUUGUUAAAGAUCUUUACCUGGAGAAUUAUUACUUACAGAGCCAGAUUUGAGUGAAAUCCUCCUGGCACCUACUAUCCACCUGUCCUGGCUGCCGUCUGGCUGGGGUGCAGAGGUGGGAGGGAGAAAGAACCCCUCAGGUCGGAUUUUACUGCACCAAGAUGCAGGGUUUUUCUCCUCCCACUAAGGGAGAGGGGCCUGUAACAGGUGGGGCCUGGGAGCUGAUAGGCAUGAGGCAGCAUUGAAAUUACACUUAGUCAUCCUGGUUGAGUCCAAUCAAAAUGUAAGGAAUUUUAGUUGCCACUAAGUAAGUGUCCAUGCCCUUUCCCUACUGAUUUUCAGCCCCUAAGUUACAUGGUGAACUUUGGAACGAGGGCUUUCUUCUCCGUGGUGGCUGUGGUUUUCCUUGUAACAGACCACAUGGAAAAAGCAGAAUGGAGGAGGAUGUGGGGAACUGGCUUCCAUGCAGUGUGUCAGGCAGGAAGAAAAAUUUUCCCUACCUUUCUAGGUUCUUCAGAGUGGUGUAAGAAUUAAAUUGAUGCGAGACAGAUUAAUAGAGGAGAAAAUCAUACAAAAGUUUAAUAACAGGUAUACAUGGGAGAGACCCAGAAAAACGUGAGUAACUCUCCAAAGUUGCCAAAGCCCUCACCUUAAAUUCCAUCCUCAGCUAAAGGCUUUGAGCAUGGGAGAGUUAGUGGUGGGAGGUUACCAGGAAGAGCUGGGUAAACAGUGGUAAGGUUGUUAUGCAGAUUGAAGUCACUGCCUUCUCCAGUGAUAAGAGUACAGAUUCAGACACCCUUACAAAUGGAGAUUUCCCUUACAGAUGUAAAUGCUGUAGGGUACAGAAGGGUAACUCCUCCUUGGUUUUCAGAGUUUUCCCCUUGCCUGCUGUUCCUUAGAAAAAAUCAGGAUAAAGUAACAUGCCAAAGAGAUGUAUUUUAGGAUGCUGUACUACAAGCAGCUAGGGCUCUGUGAGUCCCCUGGGGUUGCUCCCUCCACCUGGCUGUAACCCUGCGGCUGCCCUGUGGGCGGACUUCUCCCCCUCCUUGGAUCAAAGCCUCUUCCCCCAUAACUGUUCGGAGUUUUGGUACAGAGAGCUGGCCUGCUACCGUGCAGCCUCAGUACAUGGAAAAAAAUAAAGGUUUUCCAUGAAGGUUUUCUGAGCUUUAGCAGUUCUGCUAUCUAGGCAGAUGUACACACAUCUGGAAAUAAAGAUAAGCCGCUGUAGAGAGGGGAAUACGAAAGGGCCAGUUAAGAGAAAAAUGCAUUUUUGUCUCAGAACACAGAAGUGGAUUUUUGGCAGACAUGUUUUGUAUAAUAAGAAUGGCUAACUCUCAAUACGCGUUCUCAUAAUUAUUUUAAAAUUAAAAGGUGGGACUGCCUUUUAAUUUUAAAGAGGUACAAGUCUGGAGAAAAAAGAUGCAGUGGUUGGUCAGUUCUUUUAUGCGUUUCAUUGGGAACCAUAUUUUAGCCUUUCUUAGUGUCUUGAAACAUUUCCUAAUUUGGGGUUCACUACCACUCUCUGACCUCUUGAACUGAAGUUUAGGAUUAUGAAACAAGAGAAUUCAGGUCUGAAAAUGAGAAUACAUGUUUUUUCCUAGAAUCAUGGAGUUUGGGAAAUACCAAAUACUUGGGAAUGGUUUACCAGAAAAAAUCUUCAGUCAAGAAGGUCUUCAAAAUCUGGAGGCUCUGGACUUACUUAGGUGAAGAAGAGAAAGGAAAGAGCAAGCAGUUGGUCUCCUGCUUUUGUGCUCUUCUUCCUCAGUUUGCUUUCACUACCAGGUUUGGGAUUUGGGGGUGAAGUGAUGGAGAGUGAAGGGAGACACAGUGCCAGGCAGCUAUGGGGCUUUGAAGUCAUAAUGGCCUAGAGUCAAGUGUUCCUUUUCUGUUUGUUAGCUGUGUGAUCUUGAGGAAGUUAAUGAACCUCUCUGAGCCUCAGUCUCUGCAUUUGUAAAAUGGCCUUCAUAGGCUUAUUGGGAUGAUUCAGUGAGAAGAUACAGAAAGGUUUUAAAUAUCCAUAAGUGCAAAUAACACCAUUGUUGUUUUCUUCCCGCCUUUUCAUUUAUUCAUCAAAGAUUCUGAUUCAGAGGGCCCAGAAAAACAGUUUUCAGAAGGCAUCCUAUGGAAUUCUAAUGUCCUCAGUCCAUGCCUUGAGAAAUGCUGUUCAUAAAGGAUGACUAGCAGUUUGGGCAUCAAGGGAGAGGGCAGGGCUGUCACUUAUAUGCACACACAACACCAGGGGGUACCCCAACAUCACAGUACAUGUCCAUGGAGUGCACAUGGUUGGAAUGCGUGACCUGCAAGGCCACAGGCAGUGACCCUUUUCGGGGGAGGGUUCAGAGAAUAGUGUGUGUGUAUGUGUCUAUGUGUGUGUGUGAUGCAGGGUGUCCUUGGGACACUGAAGAGCUUUCACUCUGGGGAAGCACACAGAGUGGGAAACAAGGGAGCCAGGUGGAGGUCGUUGGGUGCCAAGCCAGGGAAUUUAGGCUUCAGCCAGAAAGUGGUGAGAAGCCACAAAGGGGUCUCGGCAAAGACAUGACCAGCUCAUGCAAAUCAAGGUCACAUGGGGGAUGAACCGAUAAACCAAGAGUAAGACAGUGAUUAGGAGAAUAUAAUCAGCCAGCCAGAUGAGAGGCAGAGAGAGCUUGAACUGAAGCAGAAAUAGUGGACCUGGAGGAGGGGACAGGUUUGAGAAAUGUGUAGGAGAAGGCUUAGGAGGACACGAUUGCUUGCUGAGAAAGAGGAAGCAGGACCUAGUGAUGACUUGGAGGUUCUAGUCUGGUGACCUGGUGAUAUGAUUCUCUGCAAAGGCAGGUCAGGAGGAGCAGGUUUGCAUGGAAAGGGGGGGCAGUGAUUAGUUAAGUGUUGAUUGUAUUUCACUUAAAGUGUUGACAUGACCCCCUGUCCCCACCGUGCCCCCAGGCCUUGGGCACCUGGGACUCAGGGAAGAGGCCUGGGAAGGGGGUAAAGAUUUAGGACCUGAAGCCUUGGCGUGAAAAGCAAGCACUGGGGCAGCCUGAGGAGGGUGCAGUGAAGUGGUUCUGGGACACAUCCAUUGCUGGGAGGCUGAGGCCGAUGGGGCACGUGGAGAGGGGAGAGGCUAUGGAGACAGGGGAGGGGGUGAGGGGGAAGCAGACCAGGUGAGAGGGACUGGAAGCCAUGGGGGAGCCUGUCACCUGCUUCAUCUAAAGAGAUAGCGGCCACUAAGGACGGAGAGGGCCCGAUGGGUCUGUCGGGCAGCAGUCCUAGAUGGCUCUCUCUCGAGUGCCUUUGGUAACGUGAGAGAGCAGAAGCCAGGUGGCUUAGGGUCUGGGAGAGGCUGGGGAGUGGGAAGCCGCGACUGUAGGCCCUCCUGUGAGACCAGCAUGAGGAGGGCGAAAGGAGGCUAGGUGGUCGGUCGUGAGGAUGGAACGUUCCGUAGGCAAGGGAAGGGCCGCCCAUUGAAUUGAAUGGGAGCUGCGGGAGCCCUUCCUUUCUCAGGCGCGCUGGAUCUGGGGGAGGGGCCGCAGGGGCCGGAGGGGCCGGGUGAGAAGACCUGGGAGCCGGAGGGGGAUGCGCAGAGGGAGCCGGGUGGAGGGAGGGGCUGGAGGCCCGCGCCGAGUGGGCGACGACGAUGGAUUGCAGAAGACGCGGCAGAGCCAGGCCGCGUGGCGGGCCACGGAGGUGCCACAUCGUGAAACUGUGAAAGUGUGUGCUGGCGUUUCCGGGGGUGUGACGGGGCAAGAAGGGGUUCAAGUGCACGCUUGUGAUGAUCACAGUGCCUCUUCAGAAGAAAAAGAUUGCCCUAGCCCCAACCUAGAUACUUCAGAGGACUCUAAAUCAGCCGAGGACAGCAGUUCUGAGAGCAGCUCUGAAAGCGAAUCUGAUAAUGAGGAGCCAAAACCAAACAAACAAAUGGGGAGCUAGGAGAGUCUUCCACCGAGGAGGCGUCCACUCAGGUUGAAGAAUGGGAGGAUAAAGGAUUGCCCACAGAUCAUUUUAAUUCAGAAUUUAAUAAAAUCCAAUCUCACUGUGAACACUGUAAAGCUGAAAAUAAACACAAUGAACCAGUGACCCCCAGGCUCCUUUCCCGUGGACAGUUUUUACUGAAGGUGGACACGGAGGGCGUUUACCAGUGCACGGAAACUGGUCUGAUAUUUGAAGUUAACAGAAAAGUUGACAUCAAGUAUUGUGUCUUGUCCUGGAGCAAAUAUGCGGACCUGGUUGUUAAGCCCUGGGUUGUCGGUGGACCCUUGUUUGAUGUUAAAUGUGACCCUACCUGUCUUACCUCCAUUCAGUUUCCACAUUCCCUCUGCUUGGGUCACUGCGACACCAACAUGACGUUCAAAGUCUUACAUGUUCAAAGCACUGGGGCCUCGUUAGAAUAUACCGUGGACCACUCUGCAACCCAUGUCAAAUGGCGCGUGAGCUCUCUUUCUCCUGUGGGACCUGUUAUUCAAAGCGAAGAAACAGUGUUCCACCACGGGGCCGUGAUUCUGUACAAAGCCAUCGACCAUAAUCCAUCCUUGUCUUUUCGAGUGUACAUAGCAACCAAUAAUGAGUCCUUCAUCAAGGAUAUUUCCAAGUCUAUAAAGCACUCCUCUAAGAAAUUCAUGAAAGUCGACAAGCCUCCUGUUUGCCUGAAGUUGUUGCAGAAUGGGAAGAAGUACAGACUGAUCAGUGAGCCGGAAGCCGAAAUCACCCCAGAGGAAAUUGAAUUUGUGGAUGGUUCACUUUUAAAAUUGAAAAGUUAUAUUGAAGUGUAUUUGGAGCAACCGGUGGAGUUUAAGUUACUUUUGGUGGAAAUGGAUUCCGAGGAAAUUGUAUGGAAAGCAAAACUGAGAGAGUGUGACUGGAUUCAGCAAGAUCGGAAUCGGAACAUUUCGAAAAGCAGCACAAGUGGUAACAGGCGUCGAAAAAUGAGUAGCAGCUUACCUGAUGAAGUGGUCUAUGAUAAAAGAAUGAAGCAGAUUGACACUUCAGACGGAGCAAAGACUAAAGCCUUGUUAACAGACACUCAGCUGAUAAGCCUUGCUGAGAAGCUGGGGCAGGAGUGGGUAAAAAUCGCCAUUGCCAACCUGAAGUUGAAAAUUAGCGAUAUUGAUGCUAUCAUGGAGAAGAAAGAAGACGUUACAAUGAAUAAGUUUCGGAUGCUGAAGAAGUGGCAAGAAAAGGAGCAGAGUAACGCCACAGCUCAGAAUUUAUGUAACUGCUUGAAAAAUGUCGAUUCGGUUGAAGUCCAAGAUGUGCUGAGAGGUUUCUUGCAGGAAACGUGAAGUUUGGAAGACGAGCUGGAAAAGGAAACCUUGGGAACUUUCAACUGCAAAGACCAUUUCCAUGGUAAUUGGAUGUAGAGUUGAUGGGACCUGGAACUUCACAGCCUGUGGGAGUAGCUCCUUUCACAGGCAGCCGCCCUCAGCUCACAUUAUUCAGGGGCAAAGGGAAUGUGGAAUAUUUUGAAACCCGAAGAAAGAAAAAAACCUCUAUAAUAUCAAGGGUUUUUUUUUUAUUUUUUUGCACCUCCUGUUCACACAUCCCACCUGGCUUCCCCACCCGUAAAGGGUGCUUAAAAUGACUCAACUCAGUCAGGUGAGAAAUGUGGUAAUUUUCCUUUUGUAGUCCGUGAACUAUGAAACUCAUAUCAAGUGUUUGAAACAUUUUUAGCAAUUAAGUAGUGGAGUACUUAAAUUGCACCAAUUUAGUUUAGCUUUUUUCAUAAUGACAUAAUAACGAGAGAGGUUCCUAUGCUUCUGGCGCCCACGCAGACAGACACUCACGUGCUGCCGGUGCAGUAUGUCUUUUUAUGUGGGAAGUGAUUUCUGUAUCUCACAGUACUAACCAGUCUCGCUAGUGGUCUGUUGAACCAUGAAACCAAUCACAUUACGGAGUCCUAGAGUGAUUAGAAAGGAGUGUAAUCCUCUCCCCAUCAGUGUUGGUGCAAACGCUCGGAGUGAUGGCCUCAUCUCACUGGGGAAGUUCUGGAUCCAUCAUCAGAGUCCCUGCAAGUUUCAUCAGCCUUCUGAAAUCACCGGGCUGGACACUGCAUUUUUUGACUUUGACCCUGGAUCAUUUAUUUUGGGGAGGGUAGGGGUGUGGAAAUGCCAUUCAGAAAGAGCCUUAGCCGGGACCAAGGGAAAACUCUCAUCUCUUCUUAAAGAGGACUUGUCCCAGGGAAUAAUGGGCCACAUUGGCUCUUGUUAAUGGGUAAAAUUUCUUUUUUUGUGUAUGUAUAGACAUUGUCACUCUCCCAGAAUCAUGCAUGUGGUGAUUAACAUCUUGGCUAUGUUUUGUUAACUUAUUUGAGGAAACUAUAAAUUACCAUUAGUCUUCUGUAGACAUUAGCUGGAGAGUAAAUGAAAUCUCAAUGAAUUAAUCAGAGAAAUGUACUUUAUAGCUUCGCCUGUGAAGAACAAAUUCACUUUAUAGGGAAGAAUGUAUUUCUAAUUGUCAGGGAUCCUGUGGAAUUCAAAUCAGUGUCACUUCAUGAGUUUUUUUUUUUUCUUAUUGUUCUGUAUUUUAGGAAACAGACUUUUAACACUUAGAAGUGUAAAAUACUUAAAGGACUUUGAAAUUUUUAAAUGUUUAUUAUUUUUUAUAAGUUGUUUCCCAAAGAAAAGCAUAGUUUCAGAGGUGCUUUGAUAUAAAGUGGGUUCCUAACAAUUUUCAACCUUUUUCCUACUGUGGGUAAAGGGAAGAACAAUAAAUCCGCAUCUGUACAGUGCUCA
Vicugna pacos (alpaca) is the source of this 11689-nucleotide messenger RNA. Its product is annotated as NACHT, LRR and PYD domains-containing protein 1a allele 5-like. The record is from RefSeq and is a predicted model, not a curated record. Gene Ontology annotation, molecular function: protein binding. Gene Ontology annotation, cellular component: THO complex part of transcription export complex. NCBI's taxonomy places the organism in Eukaryota, Metazoa, Chordata, Mammalia, Artiodactyla, Camelidae. Gene Ontology annotation, biological process: mRNA export from nucleus; signal transduction.